Molecule: messenger RNA, 1677 nt
Organism: Aspergillus heteromorphus CBS 117.55
Lineage: Eukaryota; Fungi; Ascomycota; Eurotiomycetes; Eurotiales; Aspergillaceae
Product: putative MFS sugar transporter
Exons: 7
Coding region: 1-1677 (558 amino acids)
Biological process (GO): carbohydrate transport; transmembrane transport
Cellular component (GO): membrane
Molecular function (GO): carbohydrate:proton symporter activity
Source: RefSeq, a predicted model, not a curated record
AUGCCACCCAGAUCCAGAUCCACGGGUUACACAACCCUGUGGAAGCGGCUCUCACCGCGCCAGCUGAAUCUGGUGAUUACGGUGUUCUCGCUGAUCGCGAUAUUCUUCGAGGGCUAUGACCAGGGGGUGAUGGGGGGCGUGAAUGCCGCGCCGCGGUACGUGACGGAGGUGGGCAUCGGGGAGGCGGACGGACACGUCACCGACACGACGCAUCAGGGCGGGAUCGUGAGUAUCUACUACCUGGGGUGUAUCUUCGGGUGCUUCACGGGGGGGUGGUUGGCGGAUCGCAUCGGACGGAUCAAUGGGCUGUUUGUGGGGUCGGUGUUUGCCCUGGUUGGGGGCGCGUUGCAGGCCGCGGCCCAGAGCUCGAAUUUCAUGCUCGUCGCCAGGAUAGUCACCGGUAUUGGGACUGGGGCGUUGACGGGCAUUACGCCCGUCUUGGUGUCGGAGAUCUCGUUGGCGGAUCGCCGCGGUGGCUCGCUGGGUUAUACCUUCAUUGCUAAUUAUCUGGGCAUCUCGCUGGCCUACUGGCUGUCGUUCGGGCUGGCGUUUAUCAAGAACGGCUACUCCGACCUGCGAUGGCGCUUUCUGCUGGCCUUUCAGUGCAUCCCCGCCAUCUUUCUGAUCCUCUUCAUCAAGACCUUGCCGGAUAGUCCACGUUAUCUGGCUUCGGUCGGACGUCAUGAUGAGGCCCGCGAGCUGCUUCAGCGUAUCAGAGGUGACACGACUACCGCGAGAGAGUUCGAUCGAGAGUAUCUGGAGAUUACCACCGCCGUGCAGGAUAGUAAGCCGAGCUCUCCACUUGAUUUCCUGAGGAUCUUGGUUGGGAGGGGUGGGAAACCGGGUACCAGUCUGGGUCGACGUGCCUGGCUCUGUGUCUUUCUUCAGAUCAUGGCGUCUUGGACCGGCAUCACGGCAAUCACGGCGUAUUCGCCGGGUCUCCUUCGCCAAGCUGGAUAUAGUGAGAUCGAACGGAAUGGCCUGGCUGGCGGCCUGAACACCAUCGGGAUCGUAGGUACCAUCAUCAGUGCCCACAUCAUCGACCGUCUCGGACGGCGCACGUGUCUGAUGGUAGGCUCUGCGGUUCUGUUCAGCGUCGAGAUUGUUGCUGGCGCUAUCUAUGAAGCUUCGCGUCAUCAGCCGGACAAGGCAACCCAGUACGCCCCUGUUGCUGUCUCGAUGCUGUUCCUCUUCAACCUAGCGUAUGCAUCAACCUGGGGCACCAUCGCCUUCCUCAUCCCGACGGAGAUCUUCCCCUCGGAUCUGCGAGCCCAAGGCAACGGAUUCGGUAUCACCGGAUGGGCCAUCGGUGUCGGCAUGACCACCCUCGUCAACCCUAUCAUGUUCGAGCACCUCAAAAGUCGCAGCUAUUUCCUUCUCGCGGGCCUCAAUCUGCUGUGGAUUCCCGUGGUGUACCUCUUCUAUCCCGAGACGUGCAAUCGAUCGCUGGAGUCGAUCGAGGCGUUGUUUUCGACGUCCAGUCCGUUCUAUUGGGGAAUGGAGGAAGCGUACCGCUUGCAUGGGGAUGUGCUUGCCGGUCAAGACCUUGGGGACUCGGUUAAGGAUGAGUGUAAGGUGGAGGAGCCGGGUACGAUCGGACAUCAAAGAGCCAUCAACGUGCACAUGGACCGACCCGAUUCGCGUUCCACCUGGCUGUGGCAAGGCCUACUGUUAUGA